GGAACUUUCAUUUGAGGAAUAUAUCUUACAGAGUAGUGUGCACUCCCAACAACAGCACAACAAUGACUUCAAUUUCUAGGAAAUGCAUACUUUGUAUGCAAUUGCUGAUUCUAUUUUCCCUCUCAAGAAAUGCAGUCUCUAACUGGAUUGUCAAGACUCUACCAGGCUUUUCUGGGGAUUUACCAUUCACACUUGAAACUGGGUAUGUGAGUGUUGGUGAAAUCGAGUUCUUCUACUAUUUUGUGGAGUCGUCAUCAGGGUAUUCACCAACAGACCCUCUUAUACUCUAUCUCAAUGGAGGUCCUGGUUGUUCUGGCUUGAAUGGCCUUCUCUUCCAAGUUGGACCAUUGGAAUUCAACCUUACAUACACUGGGGGCAUACCAGAAUUGUUAUACACCCCAUAUUCAUGGACCAAGAGUGCCAAUAUUAUAUUUAUAGACGCGCCAAUUGGCACUGGUUUCUCCUACGCAACAAAUGCUGAAGCUUAUGCUUCUUCAGACACAUUAACAUCAGCAGAUAUGGUCAAUUUUAUGAGAAAUUGGUUAAAUGAGCACCCAAAAUUCGGGGGAAAUCCAUUUUUUAUUAAUAGCGAUUCGUAUGCAGGCAUACUUGUUCCCUUGAUUGCUCAAGCAAUAAUAAAUGAGAAUGAAGCUGGAGUUGAGCCUCGAAUUAAUAUCAGAGGAUACAUUCUUAGCUGUGCACACACAGCUACUGAUGUUGAAACAGAUUCGAAGAUCGUGUAUGCUCAUCGGAUGGCACUUAUAUCUGAUGCACUCUAUGAGACAGCCAAAACGAGCUGCAAUGGGAGUUACGCUGAUGUAGAUUCUUCAAACGCAGCGUGUCUUGAGGCAAUUGAAGCUAUCGAACUGUGCAUUCAAGAUAUAAGUCCUCAGAAUAUUUUGUCACCCGAGUGUGCUUUCCUAUCUCCGAAUGCAAACGAAGAAAAGGAUCGAAGAUCUCUCGUAGAGAAUUCAAGAAAUUCCCUCCUUUCUUCAUUCAAGUCUCCUGAUCUUGAAUGCCAUAAUUUUGAGUAUCUGCUUUCUGACAUAUGGGCAAAUUUUAAAUCUGUCCAAGAGGCUCUUCAUGUUAGACCAAACACAACGAAAGAAUGGUUUCGGUGCAAUGUCAGCUUAUCGUACUCGGUGGAUGUCAAUGAUGUUGUUCCCUAUCAUCUAAAUCUCACAAACACUGGCUUGCAAAUUCUGGCUUUUAGUGGUGAUCAUGAUAUGGUUAUUCCACAUGUAGCCAUUGAAGGGUGGGUGAAGUCUCUGGAUUUGACUAUUGACAGCGAUUGGCGACCGUGGUUUGUUCAAGGUCAAGUAGCAGGAUACACAAGGAAGUACACUAAUGAUGGAUAUCGCUUCACAUACGCGACUAUAAAGGGAGCUGGUCAUUCGCCACAUGAAUGGAACCGCAAAGUAUGCUAUGACAUGUUUCAUAGGUGGAGCAAUUACUUCCCUCUUUAGUUUUAAGUCAUUUUUGGACAGAAUCAACCUAUCCAUUGCAAACAAAUUUGCACCAUUUUGACUAUUUUCGGACGUUUGAGUCGAUCAUUGUACUAGGUAGCUGUGGUAUGGCACUCAAAUCAUGUAAUCUGUAAUUGUUGAAGAACUUCAAUAAGCAAUUUUCUCUUCAAUUU
This is a messenger RNA of Cornus florida, 1639 nucleotides long. Its product is annotated as serine carboxypeptidase-like 18. The transcript is spliced from 14 exons. Gene Ontology annotation, biological process: secondary metabolic process; proteolysis. The record is from RefSeq and is a predicted model, not a curated record. The coding region runs from base 63 to 1466 and encodes 467 amino acids. Gene Ontology annotation, molecular function: acyltransferase activity, transferring groups other than amino-acyl groups; serine-type carboxypeptidase activity. NCBI's taxonomy places the organism in Eukaryota, Viridiplantae, Streptophyta, Magnoliopsida, Cornales, Cornaceae.